AUGAAUGACCACAAUCAGGAGGCUUUGUUGGUCUGGAGGGAAGCUUGUGGACAUCUCAAUAAAUUAACCAUAUCGGUUAGGCAGCUACAUCCAUUCAUGAAGGCGUUCACUCAAUUGUUGCAAGCUCCACGAGAAGAUGCAGAUGCAAUAAUUAAAGAAAGAUUUCCAGUACCUCGAUUAGUAAUUUGUGAUCAGCAUGGUUCUCAGGCUCGUUUUUUGCUUGCAAAAUUGAAUCCUUCAUCUACAUAUAACUCGGAUGUUCCAGCUGUUCCUGGAGGCGAUAUCCUCUUUACAGAUGAUGUCAGCUUUGGGGUCUUCUUGGAUCAUCUUCAGCGGAGACCAAAGUCCAAAUUUUCACCUGAAGUCCAGUUUCAUAUAAGUGGAGUACAGUUCACAUUGGAUGGGGAACUUGUGGCCACCAAAUCAGCAAAACUAGCAAAGUUGUUGAAAGAGUACCCUCAAAAUGAUCUUUCCCGUUUAUUAUGUGACAUCCCUGCUGAUCCAGAAUCAUUUGAGCUUGUUGGGAGAUUCUGCCAUGGCUACGAUAUCAAAUUGUCAAAUGAAAACGUUGUCCGUUUUGCGUGUAUUGCUCAUUACCUUGGAAUGACCGAAAGCCAUUGUCCUAACAAUCUACUAAACAAAGCCCUCAACUUCUUUGAACACCAAAUUCUUCCUAAUUGGCACAGUUCCAUCAAAGCUCUGAAGAGUGCAGAAAAUGUUCUUGAACACGCGGUGAAUCUUGGCCUAGUUGAUGCAUGUAUGGAAUCUAUCGUCGCAAAGGUGCAGGAAGAUCCACAUUUACUUGGAGAUCCAAUCAAGAACUUGUCUUCUGAUGACGAUGGUAGCGAUGGAAAUGAGAUGGUUUAUAGACCAAAUGCCCGGAGGAGGCUUUUUGAUCUAGAGUGGAAAUCUGAGGACUUAACGGUACUCUCGUUGAGGUUUUAUGAACCUGUAAUUCAUGAAAUGAUUCAACGAAAAGUCCCUCUAGAAUACGUAGUAGCAUCCCUUUGUCAGUAUGCGAAGAAAUGGGUGUUCGAAAAACAAGAGAACGGUAAGAAAGAGAUAGUUGAAUCUUUAGAGAGAUUGAUUCCUCAUCAGAAAGGGAUAUUUCCUUGCACAUUUCUGUUUGAGAUGCUAAAAUCUGCAGUAUCACUUGAUGCUAGCAGUGAAUGCAAAAAUGGAUUAGAGAUCAGAAUCGGAAAACAAUUAGAUCAGGCAAAUGUAAAAGAUCUAUUCAUACCUACCCAAGGAUACAUAGAGGAUGAACAGUAUGAUACCGAGAGUAUACGAAGAAUUUUGAAGAAUUUCUACAGCAAUUAUGCCGGUCCAGAUGCUUCUGGAUUCAUCAAAGUGGCAGAAUUAGUCGAUAAUUUCUUGGCAGAGGUUGCUAGUGAUAUAGAUUUGAAGAUGAGCACAUUCAUAUCGCUUGCUGAUAUGUCGAUAGCAGUCUCAGAGGGGACAGAUCGAACUUUGGAUGGAGUAUACAGAGCUGUUGACAUAUAUCUAGACAAGCAUAGACAUCUUACAGAAUCAGAAAGAGAGAAAUUAUGCAGGGUUUUGGAUUGCAACAAAAUGUCAGUUGAAGCUCGUGAACAUGCAGCGCAGAAUGAAAGGUUGCCAUUGCGUGUGGUGGUGCAGGUUUUGUUCAUAGGGCAGUUGCAGCUUCGGGACACCAUCGUGAAAGUGCAAGGUUCUGACGACAGGCUCUUGAAGCUCGAGGAGGAGGAGGAAGAAGAAGAAACGAGGGCGGAAAUGGAAAAGAUGGGAACGAAGGUGUUGGAGCUAGAGAGAGAAUGCCAUAUAAUGAGGAGAGAGAUUCAAGAAGGCAGCUGCACUAGGAAGAAACCAAGCAUGUGGAAGGAAAUGAAGAGAAAACUAGGGUGCAUGACUAGCAUGCAUGAUCAUAACUGCCAUGUCAAGAAGAAGAGGGUGCAUCCAAGAUAG
This is a messenger RNA of Fraxinus pennsylvanica, 1944 nucleotides long. The record is from the annotation of a GenBank genome assembly. Lineage: Eukaryota; Viridiplantae; Streptophyta; Magnoliopsida; Lamiales; Oleaceae.